Messenger RNA from Suricata suricatta (meerkat), 546 nucleotides. RefSeq names its product olfactory receptor 1440-like. The annotation marks the transcript as partial. Lineage: Eukaryota; Metazoa; Chordata; Mammalia; Carnivora; Herpestidae. Gene Ontology annotation, cellular component: membrane. Gene Ontology annotation, biological process: G protein-coupled receptor signaling pathway; sensory perception of smell. Gene Ontology annotation, molecular function: olfactory receptor activity; odorant binding. The record is from RefSeq and is a predicted model, not a curated record. The transcript has a single exon.
GCCAUCAUGUCACCCACCCUCUGUGUGCAGAUGAUGGUUGGAGCCUGUAUAUCUGGUCUAUUUGGUUCAUUGAUCCAACUGUGUGCUUUACUUCAGCUCAAUUUCUGUGGGCCCAAUGUUAUCAACCACUUCUUCUGUGACCUGCCUCAAUUAUUAGUCCUAUCCUGCUCUGAAACCUUUUUCCUAAAAGUCAUGAAGUUUGUGAUAGCAGUGAUUUUUGGUGUAAUAUCUGUCUCAGUCAUCAUGAUAUCUUAUGGUUAUAUCAUUGCCACCAUCCUCAAGAUCAGCUCUGCUGAAGGCAGGUCCAAGGCUUUCAACACCUGUACUUCUCACCUGACAGCAGUGAUCUGUUUUUUUGGAUCAGGACUCUUUGUCUAUAUGCACCCCAGCACUGAUAAAUCUCUGGGCUAUGACAAGAUGGCAUCAGUCUUCUAUACAGUGGUGAUCCCCAUGUUGAAUCCUUUGAUUUACAGUCUAAGGAACAAGGAGAUCAAAGAUACCUUUAAGAGGUAUAAGAAGAGAGCAUUUUCCCAUUGUCAUAGUUAA